Messenger RNA from Stegostoma tigrinum, 5769 nucleotides. It is a transcript of the gene fam13a, whose product is annotated as family with sequence similarity 13 member A. The record is from RefSeq and is a predicted model, not a curated record. Lineage: Eukaryota; Metazoa; Chordata; Chondrichthyes; Orectolobiformes; Stegostomatidae. The transcript has 24 exons. Bases 318 to 3479 code for a protein of 1053 amino acids. Gene Ontology annotation, biological process: signal transduction.
CGGGAGCUGAAAUCCCUGGCUCUGUGUGUCUGGAUACAGACUCCUGCUAUCAACAGCGGACCGAGGGGAAAGGAAAAGGGAUUUCUAGCGGUUGUUGCAAAGUUCCGCCAGUUUCGUAAGAGCGCCCCCGCCCCCCCCCCCCAAACCCCUUGGAAAGUUUUCCUUGUCUCAAAGUGUUGGGAAGGGGGCAGGACCAUCGUUCCAUCUCAGGCUGGACUCGGCUUCUCUGAGUCUUUCUCCUUCCUGCCCCACCUCUGCUGAAUGAUUGCUUUCGGGCUGCAGUUCAUCAAGUCCUCCUUGGAUGCAUUUCCUGGAAAAUGGGAGCAGGAGCAAUCACUGUUUGCCAAAACAAGGCCGCAGUCCGGUUGAAAGAGGACGUGAAGAGGAUUAUGGCUCAUCCCCUCAGCACACAGAGAGCCUGCAGUGCCGGCAAGGUGUUUGGAGUCUCUCUCCAUGACCUCCAGCAACGAGGGCAGAUGAUUGAUGGGGUCCCUUUGGUCGUGCAGCACAUGGUGGAGUAUCUGCAGGAAUAUGGGCUGGACCAAGAAGGCCUCUUUCGGGUGAAUGGAAAUGUGAGGGUGGUGGAGAAACUGCGGCAGAGGUACGAUAUGGGGGUGAAACCAGAUCUGGUCCGGGAGGCCGAUGUCUGCUCGGUCGCCAGCCUACUCAAGCUGUUCCUGCGGGAGCUCCCCGACUCACUCAUUGUCUCCAGGCUACACUCACAGUUCAUGCAGCUCUAUCAGGGCCGCAGUGGAGAUCAAAAGGAGUUACAGUGGCUCCUGAGGCAGCUUCCAGAUGUUAACUAUUCCCUGCUGAAAUUCCUGUGCUACUUUCUGAUCCAGGUAGCUGCGGACCAAAAGACCAAUCGAAUGACCAUUUACAACCUCGCCACAGUAUUUGGCCCCAAUGUAUUCCACGUUUCCCCUGGUAUUGAAGGAAUAAAGGAACAAAAUAUUUCCAAUAAACUCAUGACCGCACUGCUGGAGAACUACAACAUCUUCUUCGAGAAUGGAGAUAAGAUGGAAGCUCCACCUGAAGUUCAAACCAAGGUGAUAACUGUGCAAGAAGCCUCUGGUGGCGAUGUGCCCUUCAGCUUCAGACCCUGUCCACUGCCUCCAUGUGAUCUAACAACUGAAUCGAGAUCGCCACCAAAGAGAAAGAAGACCAAAAAGACAAGGCUGGAAGGCAGACCAGGGUCCUUCCCUAUCCCCCUGCCCGAGUACUCGAGUGGGACUCCAGAAACGGCCCGAACGCUGACUGUCAAAAGCCGCAGUCGAGAGGGGAUGGAGUCGUCAGAGGAGCUGGAAUCCAGUAUAAAAGACCUGGAGAUAAACAGCAGUUCUCAAGAUGAUGAUCGGCCGAUGUCACCGUUUUAUUUAAGUGCCCACAUGCCUUCAGUCAACAGGAUAUCAGCAGCCGGGAACCUUAUAGAAAGGACCAUCCGAUCUGCAGUUGAACAACACCUCUUUGAUGUUCAUGGUAGUGGAAGUCAAAGUUCAGAGGAAUCUGAAACAGCAACAUCUUCGUCCACAGCAGCCGUCUCUGCGCGACAGAGAAGGAGACAUCUAAAAGAGCAGGAUGAAUACUGGAGAAGCAAGGAAGUGGACAGCAUCAACAAAGAGAAUAUUCCCUGUAACAGCGAGGAGGGAAGAUCGGGGCUUCUGGAACCUUCUCAGGCCAGUGAUAAAAUGCUAAAAGAGAGCAAUGGCAGUUACAACGAGGAAGGCAUGAAGCCAAAGAGGCAGAAAGCAAGUUGUAAACUCUCUGAGCUAAAUGACAACCAGGAUUCUCCGAUGCCUAUGGAAAGCAGUAGCAGCAUUUCGACAUCCUGGUCUCCUGAUCCAACCCUUGGAAUGUCAGGGCCUGGGGGAGGCCUAAAUUUCCCAACCCAGCCAGAAGAUGCAACUGAACAAGAGAGAAAAGAAGGCACAAAAUCAUUCUCUGGUGGGGAGCUUUACGAUCAUAUUAAAUUGAGUCUGAAUGUCGCCAUGAAGAUCCAAGAACCUCUGAGUCAAAGCGACGUGGCCAAAGCACCGAGGAAUUCUGAAGCAGCCACACCAGAAGGGAGCGCCACUCUCGAGAUCCCCCGCUUGGAUUUGACUGGCCUCACCGAGGGCAAGGAAUGGGGAGAGUCCGUUUCCGCUCCCCUGGUGUGGCAGACCCGCGAGGCUGAGUCCGAGGAAGCUCGAGUGUCACCGCAGGCUGGCCGGCUGAUUCGCCAACUGCUGGAGGAAGAUUCCGACCCCAUGUUAUCACCUCGCUUCUACGCCUAUGGUCAAAGCCAGCAGUUCCUCAAUGAUACAGAAGUACCCCCAUCACCCCCUGAUUCUCAUUCCUUCAUGAGGCGUCGGAGUUCGUCCCUUGGCUCCCACGAUGACGAGAGGGAGGAGCUGACCCCAGUGCAAAUGACCCGGAGGAUCCAGAACUUGAAGAAGAAGAUCAGGAGGUUUGAGGAGAAAUUCGAGGAAGAGCGGAGAUACCGCCCUUCACACAGCGACAAGGCCACAAACCCAGAAGUGCUGAAAUGGAUGAAUGAACUCGCAAAACUUCGCAAGCAGCUGAAAGACACCAAGCUGAAGGUCUCUGAGGAAGGUGUUGUCCCCCAGAUGAGGCAGCGCAGCAACACCCUCCCGAAAAGCUUCGGCUCGCAACUGGAGAAGGGGCCCGAGAAGGAGCCGGAUAAGAAACCGGAGGCUGCACAGAAGCCGCCAGUGGACGCGACGCUCGAUGCCAUCCUGAAGAAGCUGCAGGAGAAGCGGGCCGAGGUGGCACGCCCUGAAGACAUCAAGGACAUGACUCGAGAUGAGAUCGCUAGUGAAAAAGUGGCUCUGCAAAAGGGUCUUCUGUACUAUGAGAGCAUACAUGGGCGACCGGUCGCGAAGGCUGAGAGGCAGAUAAUGAAACCUCUGUACGACCGCUACCGCCUGUUGAAGCAGAUCCUAGCGAGGGCGACCGCCAUCCCCGUCAUCGGCUCCCCAUCGAGCAAGCGGCGAAGCCCUUUGCUGCAGCCGAUAAUAGAGGGUGAAACAGCUUCCUUCAUCGAGGACCUAAAGGAAGAGGAGGAGGAUGGCUCCGAAGAUGACUUCAACACCAAAACUGACUUUGCCGUCACUGGCAAGUCAGCUUUCACCAUCCGGAGCUUCCUCGACCAACUUGACGACGAUACUGAUGGGUUUGUGUCACCCACAGAUGACAGGCCACCAACUCGAUGCAACCUGGACCUGAGGCUCUCGAACCUGCACUCAGCCUCUAUGCCAGAACUUCUAGAACAACUUCAAGAAGCCCGAGCUGACAAGAAGAGGCUUCGCAAAAGCCUGAGGGAUUUUGAAGACACGUUUUUUCAGGAAAAUGGAAGGACUGUUCAGAAGGAAGAUCGUGCGCCCAUGGCUGAGGAAUACAGUGAAUACAAACACAUCAAAGCAAAGCUGAGGCUACUGGAAGUGCUCAUAAGCAAGCAAGAUCCAUCAAAGGUUGUAUGAAUCCUGAAAAACCUCAGCAGUGUCAAUUUUCAUUGCGUCUUUAAUUUAGCAGAUGGCCCCACGGCAGUGACACGGUGAUGGGGCGUGGUUGCAUUGGCCCCUCACCGUGACAGCAGUGAACGCCAAAACACAGUUUGAUUUUACUGGCCUGGCCACAACUCGGCCACCUCUCCGAGGAUGACGUCUGGUGCCAACAGUGCUGCAAGACAUCAACCAAGAGGAAUACCACCCUGACGUCUCCUGUGCUUUUUAUUUGUGUGGGGAGAGAAGUUUUGAUCGGACGCCUUUGUUCUUCUGUCUCGGUCCCGUCCUUAUCCAGAUAUCCUGGAGCAUUCUUGAGCAAGCAGUCUCAUAGGAAGCCACAAUGGAUUUUGCAUUUUGUCAGCGAGCCGUUCUUGAAGACUUGUCUCGAAUGAUCCCAGAUUGAGUUGUCCUUCUGCUGAUCAGAACAGUAUAUGCUUCAGGUCCAAGUCUGUACAGUCAGCUAGCUAGUCCGUACAAGGAUUGGGCUGCAUGAGACAUGAGGACAGAACAACCAGAAAAAUCAAAAGGCUGGUUCCUUGAAAACUGGGUGUUCUUUAAAGCCUCCCUGUUCUUCUUUUGAAAUGUAGUAAUGGGAUUUUCACACCCUCUUCUGCACUGCUGCAGGAACUCAAAAGCCCUCGACACAAUUUAAUGGAACAAAAUUAUUGGCGACAUAUUCCAAAUCUCAAGUAAAGGAGAAAAUGAAUUUUUUUUUGUUUGUAGAAUGUUUUUGUAAUUAUUUCACAAAUGAGAAUCAAUUUAAUAACUAGCAUGUUGAACAACAAUUUCUGUGUGCAUCCAGUUUUUAGAAAGAACCACUGGUGUUCUGUGCUCUUUAGAUACUGAUCUUUGUACAUUUGUAGAUAUGCAAAUUAGAAUGACAGGCCCAGGAAGAGAAAUUAUGCAGCAGAGUCAGUACUUUCUUUUUUAAUAUACAAUAUAUAGGCAUAGAGCCCUGGCCUGUUGCACAAAUAUCUUGUUCACAUGGGAGUUUUGAGGCGAAUUGAACAGAGUAUGAAACAGGUAACUGGUGUAUUUUUUAAGCUGGAGCAUAUCAUUGCUUCUUGUAAUUUUUCAAGUGGCAAUGAUAUUAAAGUCUCCUCUGGAUAGCACAACUAGUUUGGGAAUUGGAAUUUGGAAAUCACUUUGAGAAAAGCUCACCUGCAAGCACCUUCUAUCGACAAUGGAAUGUUGUGGCAGUGCCUUAUUGAUGAGUACUUUUUUGUGACAGCUGUGUUAACCCUUACAAGGCAUGCUUUUCCUGAUAGGAUUUAGAGCUUGGCAGUUCUUUUAGUUUGUUUGAGACUAAGUCCUGUGGUAAUGUGUUAUUGAUGAAAGGGCAGAAUUCCAUGGAAGUCAGAUAUCUCAAACACUUAAGUGUUGUGCAUCAAAAGGACUACUACAGUGCGUAAAUGUUUUUACCAAGCAAAAAGGGCCUCACCUCCUUCUCAAAUUAUAUGUCUGUUAUGUGGCACUUUUUUUUUAUUUUGCUGUACGUUUUCUCAAAUUGGCAUGUAUACCAGUGACCAAGACUUUACAAACAGCAUUACAUCCACAGGCUGUGGUGAUAUUUUUCCGUAAUCACUUUCUCUUGGAUCACUAGUAAAGAAACUUGCACAUCGUCUGCACAUUAUGUUCAAUUGCUUACGCUUGUGGUUUUGAACAAGAGUACAGGAAUUUGCGUUUCACAUCUUUGCCCGUCCUGUUUUUACAUUCACUGGAGAACAGUUUCAUACCUGCAAAAUGUGGUACUUUAUUUCGCCCCCCCCCCCCCCCCAUCAUCUGUGACAUUGGUCGAGCUUUUAUAACACUUCAGUAACGUAUGUUCAGUAUCUCGUGGGCUGCUGAAAAGCCAGCAAGACAGCAUUCGGUUCCUGGAGUCUCCAAGUGCUUUACAGUCCAAUGGGGCACUCUGGGAAAGGUGGGUCAAAGGCUACGAGAUCAGGUUUUUCCAAAAGUGUGGCCCUUUUGCCCAACAGCAUUGGGUUCAGGAAUGUCCUGCUUAGUUUUCCCCUCCCAAACCAGCCCCGUGCCUGAAUCCCCAAGGUGUGGUCCUAUCGUCUAAAGCUAUGUCCCUUUGUGCUAAAACUACUCCUGUACACUUACCACUUGGGUAUCCCAGCCUGAGACAUAUUUUAAGUAACUAGGAGAGACGUAUCAGGCUGUGUGUAAAUGAGCUUCUUGAAUGAUUUCCCUACUUUUUUUUUGUAAUGCUCAACGUAACUUUGUGUUGCUAAGAACAUUUCCCCCCCCCCCCCCCCCCCCC